CGCGACAAACAACAAGAACAAGAACACACAUCCUUGUAUUCACUACAAAAGCAAAAUCUUUCUUCUUGCAACGUCGAAUACUUGGAAUAACUAAACCAAAGAACCGGAAAAUGGACGAAGGAUACCAUCGUCCGAGACGGCCGGCAAGCGAAACAAUAGCCUAUUUGCGGGGUCUUCCCCUGGACAUCGAUUCCGCACACCAAGAGGUGGCUCGCUUUCUGUCAAAGGAUUCGGGGGCGGGCACGGGAGCCGACGUCGGCGAGCACGACGCCGACGACGAUUUCUUCCCGCAGAGCCUGGCAGCGGCGUUUUCCGCCCUGGAAGAAGUCAAGGGCGAAAUAGCGUCGCUGGCGGGGGACGAAUACGGCUCGCAAUCGAUCGAAAUCCUUGCGCAGAUCGCGGCCCCGUACUCCGAGAUCGCCUCCCGGAUCUUGCUGAACGCCUGCAGGGGCUAUUACCUGCACCUGGCAACGCACCGGUAUGGAUCCCACGUCCUCCAAACGAUACUGCAGCUGUCCUCCUCGGCGCACAGCGACGACACAGGUGCCGAUCUCGCCAUGCACGAGGAAGCUCCCCCCUCGCUCCGGGACGAGGGCACCGAGCAGUCACUCCCGUCGCUGCACGACUGCAUCCAGGCGAUCGUCGAGGAGCUCUCGCCGCACGGCCCGGACCUCGCGGUGCAUCUUUGCGGUUCGCACGUCCUCCGCACCCUGCUGUGCGUCCUCGGGGGCGUCUCCCUGGAAGCCUGCCGCGGCGGCAAUGGCAGCAACAACAACAAACGAUUCGACCAGACGGGGGGCGCGAUCCGGGGCCGCCUCAAACCCAAAAAGAAGAAAAAGAAAAAGCCGAGGGCCGAUGCCAGCAGCCCCACCGGAGACGCCGCUCCCCACGCCGGCACCAUGGACGUCGUGUACCAAACCAAUCCCAGGGUCGAUCCGGGCUUGUUUGCCUCGACUCUUGAAUCCCUCUCUAGUGCUCUGCUAGGAACCCCUUCCGAGGAUCCCGGGGAGCUCCAGCAACACGCGUGCCACUCCAGUGCCGGGCCCCUGCUCAUUGUCCUGGUGCGGGUGCUGACCUAUGCAGCCGACGGGGCCCGGGAAGAAUUCUCGGUGCCCCAGGGAAACGGCUCCGACCCGGAGGCCGCAAAGAAAAACGCCAACAACUCGAUCGCCGACUUUCGAAUGGGGAUCGCCAAGACCGAGCCUCGCUAUGCGGAGGGCUCCCCGGCGGACAAGGCGGUCAAACGGAUUCUGUGCUGGCAGGAGGGGGCCGACCAGCAGGAAUACGCCAGCGACGUCAUCUACGGCCUUUCCGGGGAACCUCGUGGAUCCCACGUCCUGGAAACCAUCAUGAGGCUGUGCCCGGACGGAUUUUACGAUUCGCUCCUGAAAUACGGUGAUUUUCUGACGGCCCAGACGCUGCAGGACUACGCGGAGCACCCGGUUUCGAACUUUGUCGUCCAGACGAUGCUGACCACCGUUCGCAGCAAGGAACAGGCCGAAACGGUUCUGAAGGUGGCCGAGAAGGUCGUUUCCAGCGGUCUGGCGAUCGAUCCUGCGAAAAAGCGCCGGGGGAUCUUGUGGAGGGCCACCGAGCUCGCCGCCCGGUACCGGAUCGAACAGGACGGCUUGCUCAAGGCGGUCCGACUGGGCUUUCUCUCCUGGAAGGGCGAGAGCAGCGGCGGAAGCAACGAUGCCGAAGCCACCGCCGAGGAGGGCGGCAAGAAGAAGAAACAACGAAAAAAGGCCUCUUCCGUCGAGCUGAAGGAUUGCAUCCCCGAGCUGAUCGGCCUGAGGCGGAAUCCCGGGGACGACCAGCGCAUCACCCUCGACGCGGCGGGGUGUCGAUCGGUGCACCACAUGCUCCGCUUCUCCCCCCGCCUGUGCCAGGACGUCCUCGACGGAAUCAUUGGUGGCCUGCAAGCGGAGGACCUGGUCUCGAUCGCCAGGGACGGCCUCGGCAGCCGUUGUUUGAUGGACGGAAUCCUGGACGGCCCGGUCAAGACCCCGAUCUUUGCGGGCGCCUGCAAGGACCUCCGGGAACGAAUGGCCGGGUCCUGGACGUCCCUCGCGACGGACCGGGUGGGCCACCACACUGUGAAGAAGCUCUUUCGGGCGCUCCCGAAGAUCGACGACAAGGCCAGGCUCGUCGAGGAGCUCGUGGCCGGGGGGAACCGCCUGCACGGGAACCCCAUGGGCCGGAGCGUUGUCGACUCGUGCCUGGUCGACGCGUACGCGGAAAACCGAAAGGAGUGGAGGCACAGGGUCGGGAAGCUCCUGUCGACCUCGGAGGAGAAGUUCCUGUCGGAGAUCACGCGCCAGCCAGAGCCCAAGACGACCGGCGGGGAGAAGGCCGACGGAGGCGGAGGAAGGGAGGACGCACCCGUCGCCGCCAAGGCAAAGCGAAAGAGGCGACGGAAGCGAAAGAACGCGGAGGGUACCGAGGGCGGCGGGGAAGAGCCGCGAAAGGCCGCAAAGACGUCGACGAUUUCGACGGAGGCCAUUAUGAACAUUAUGAACGUGCAUUGAAGUAUCCAUUGGCUAGCAUCCUGCACGAAUUGACAUCUCCUUCGUUCGCCUUGUGUUUGGCGUUUGUGCCGGUAUUUUUUGGAGGUUGGCAGAAGCACGUAGACUGU
Pseudo-nitzschia multistriata is the source of this 2635-nucleotide messenger RNA. NCBI's taxonomy places the organism in Eukaryota, Bacillariophyta, Bacillariophyceae, Bacillariales, Bacillariaceae. The record is from the annotation of a GenBank genome assembly.